GGGAGGCGGAGGUUGCACUAAACACCAUUAAACCGGAGUACCUCCGCGAGAUUCGUGCCUACACGACCCCACCGCAGAUGGUCAAGCGUGUGCUGGAGGCCGUGCUUGUCGUCAUGGGCGAAAAGAGGGCAGAUGAGUGGGACGUUAUCAAGCACCACAUUCGUCGUGACGACUUUCUCGCUGGUGUGAAGGCCUUUGAAACCCGCCGCAUCACAGAGGAGGCGCGCCUGACGGUGUGUGCAAUGUUGCAGGAGGAGGAUUUUACAUACGAGGCAGCGCGGCGUGCAUCCAAGGCAGCUGGUCCGCUGCUACAGUGGGUGCAGGCGCAAGUAAAUUAUGCGGCGAUAUUAGCCGCCAUAGGACCACUAAGAAACCGGAUUGAUCAUCUUAGCAAGGUCCACGGUGCCAAACGUGCCCAGCUUCAGCGCACCGAGGUGGAGAUUGCGACCAUGGAGGCAUCGCUGUUGCAGCUCAAGAAGGGAUAUCAGGAGGUGACAGAGGAGAUUGCGGCAAUCAAAAACACGAUGAACGGAGUUGCCGCGCGCUGUGAACGGGCCACAACACUGCUGCGGCAAUUGUUUGACGAACGUGGGCGCUGGGAAACCGAAGCGAUGGGUUUUGACUCCGAAGUGCGUACAAUUUUAGGGGACUGUAUCCUUGCUGCCGCAUCGCUGGCAUACUUUGGCUACUUUGACGAGCAUGCGCGGCAGUCUUUGCUCUUUCCCCGCUGGCGUCAGUGCCUGCAGCAGCUGCAAAUCCCUUUUCGUGAAGAUUUUCGCAGUGUUGUGGAAUACCUUGUGACACCGCAGGAGCGGCUUUCAUGGGAGCAGUGUGGGCUGCUCAAGGAUCAUCUUUGUGUGGAGAAUGCAAUGAUCCUUAGUCGUUGCCAGCGUUACCCGCUUCUUAUUGACCCAAAUGGUGUUGCGGUGACGUUUCUUUUGCAGCGGUACUCGAAGGACAAAAUAAACACGACAAGCUUUAGCAAGACGGGAUACCUGAAACAUUUGGACAUGGCGGUGCGCUUUGGUUACCCCAUUCUUAUGCAGGAUGCAGAAUUUAUUGAUCCAGCACUUAGCCCUCUCAUCAAUCAAGAAAUACAUCGCGUCAGGGGCCAUGCAUUGACGCGGUUGGGGGCACAAGACGUGGAAAUUGCGGCGGCAUUUCGCCUUUUUCUCGUGACGCGUGACUCACACUAUCAGCCAUCUCCCGGUAUGGCCGGACAGGUGUGCCUCAUCAACUUCACCGUGACACAGUCAUCGCUGCAGUCGCAGUGCCGAAGUCGUCUAAUGCUACAUGAACACUCUGAACUGGAUGUUCGUCGGACGAACAUUUUGCGUGCGCAGGGGGAGUACCAGCUGAGGCUGCGGGUGUUGGAGCAGGAGCUGCUUACCUCCAUUGCACACUGCGAAGGGAGUCUGCUAGAGAACGACGCCCUGACCGUCGCACUGGAGCGUUUGAAAGGAGAAACCGAGUCGCUUAAAGCCGGCAUUGCGGAGAGCGAAGCAUCAAUGCAAGCCAUCACGGAGGUCGAGGCGCAGUACCAACCGCUCGCGGAGGUAGUGGCAAAAAUGUACUUUUCCUUGCGUCGUUUCUCACGGUUGCACUGGUUGUAUCAGUUCAAUGUGGACUUUGUUUUUCGUCUUCUUGCGGACGCUUUGGCAGCACUCCCUGCACGUUCUACGGAUGUCAGUAGGGUUGAUGAGCGAGAAGAUGAUGCAGCACGUCUGCAGGUGCUAACACGCCACGUUUUUAACCUUGCUCACCAACGGGUGCGACGCGGGAUGUUUGUGCAGGACCAUCUUGUACUUGCCAUCCUACUUGGUAAACUGCGUAGUGGGAUUGAUGACCGCGUGGGACGCCAAAUCACCGUGGAGGAAUGGGGCUGGUUUGAAGAUGUCUUGCACAACCCUGCAAAGGACGAACGCGACAUGACUGCCUUCGCGGGUGGCAGGGACGUUGCGUCGCAUACGGUACCAGUCAUUCUACGCGAGUGCGGUGUGUGUGCGUCCUCUUCGGAGUUAGCCCUUGCGGCAUUGUUGCAACGGCCACUGUUUGCCGAGCUGCGGGCGUCUUUGUUGAAUCCGCGGCACGCGGAGGCAUGGCGGAGGUACUUUGAGGCCGCCGCACCGUACACCGAGGAAAUGCCGGCGUUUAACAUCAGUGAAUACAACCGUGCCGGCCGUCGCGAUCAUCGGGAGUACACCCGUCGUGCAUUCACCGCUGCCCUCUUGCUAUUUUACACACGCCGGGAUGCAUUUGCGCCAGCCGUUCAGGAAUUUCUUCGUCGCUUUUUUGGCGGGGAUCCGGACGAAAAAAAAGAUGAGAAGAUCAACGACAGUUCCUUUUUUACAGCGGAGGCACCUGAUCUUGCCGUUGUGCAGGCAGAACUCUCCGACAGCACACCACUCAUUCUAGUUGCAAACGCCGGCAGCGAUCCGACGUUGACGUUGGAGGCGUUGGCCCGGACGUUGGAUGUGCCGCUGCGGGUCGCUGUGAUGGGCAGUUCCACCGGACUGGACAUGGCGGGGCGUUAUCUGAAAGACGCUAUGGUAGAAGGAACAUGGGUGCUUUUGAAGAAUAUUCACCUCGCACGGGCAUACGCCGAUGUUGUGGAAAAAUGGCUGCAUCGAGAACGGUCGGAGGGACGAUUGCACCGUAACUUUCGUCUCGUUCUCUCAAUUGAGGCCGCCCCAGGCAUUCCUGGCAGCAGUUUUGCUACGAGUAGAAAUAAUAGUAAUAACAGCCGUACGAAACAUCUUGAUGAGUCGCUGGUGGAGCUUCCUGUGAGCCUUGUAGAGGCAUCUGUGGUGCUAGUGUACGAGCCUCCGCCUGGGAUGAAGUCAUCUUUGUUGCAGACAGUGGGAGCGUUAAAGCCACACUCCAGUUUCGCGAAGCAGCCUGUAGACAUUCAGCGCAUUUACCUUGCCGCGGCCUGGUUGCAUGCGGUAGUUAUGGAACGGCUACUGUACAUUCCUAUGGGGUGGAGUACGCAGUAUGAGUUUAAUGACACCGAGUUUUGGCGUAUUUUACAGACCGUGGACAGUUGGGUGGGAAUUACUAGUAGAAGCAGUGGUAUGGACGGCAAAAAAGGGAUUGACCGCGCCAGUGUCCCAUGGCCAGCACUGCAAACAAUUAUUGGGACAACAUUAUACGGCGGUAAAAUCAGCAACGAGUUCGAUCAGCUGCUUCUUGACUUCUUAUGUUCACAGCUCAUGAGCGCGGCUGUUUUCGAUGAUGAUCGCUUUUUUGCCUUAACGGAGGACGAUGAAAUCAACUCCCGUCUCAGAUGUCGUUCGAUCGAAUCGCUGCAGGAUGUGCAAGAGUGGGUGCGAGCGCUGCCGGAUGCACAGACGCCGUUGUGGGCGCGCCUUCCUGCCAGUGCUUCACGCGUCAUGUCGGCGCAGCACGCAGUCGCGACGAUUGAGCGUCUGGCGAUUGUGAGGCUCAUCGAGGAGGGGGACAAUGACGGCACAAAUACCGACAAUGAGGAGGAACAUUUUGUGCAGCAGGCCGCACCACGCAGCAUUGGGGAGACGCGCUGGGGGCAGAAAAUUCAACGUUUCUGCAAAAUGUGGCGUCACUCGCUCAACGCACUUGGGUGCAUGAGACCGCAAAGAACUACCGUGACAACUUCAUUUUCUGCAACUGCAGCAGUGGAGACCACGUCAAGCAAUAAUACUAGCCUGGAGCCUACGGUAAUAGCCAUACAGCGGGAGUACACCUUUGCGCUGGAACGCCUAGGUGAAAUUCUUGACGAUCUUGAAGCGCUGGAAGAUAUCUGUGCUGGAUCACGGAACCCAACAGCGACACAGCGUGUCUUAAUAGACCAUGUGCUGAUGGACCAGGUGCCACCACGCUGGGCCCGCUCCUACCACACAUUUCCAACGACAGCCGACCAGUGGAUUUCUGACUUCCGGAACCGCGUUGCGCAGGCCCAAUUCAUGCAUGAGGCUGUGGAAAACAAGACACUUGGUAAAAAAUGUCUCUCGCUUGGUCUUCUUUUCUGGCCUGGGGCGUUUCUUACGGCGACAAAGCAGCAGGCGGCACGUCGACAACAUCGCUCGCUUGAACAGCUGCAGCUGCGGCUGGAACUUAUGUCGGAGGAAGCGGCGCAAAUCCACGCUGCAAACAACAUUGAAGAGUCUCACACGUGGCACAUUGUCGGCCUGACACUUUUUUCCGCCCGCCUUGAAGCGAAAUGUGGCACGUGUGAACUUCUCCCUGCCACAUCCGGUACCUCCUCCACACCUGUCGGCGCUUUGCUCUCCUGGGAGCCGAUCCCGGCGGCCACAGCGGUUGAAGUUUUGUUGCCUGUGUCGAAGACGUCCCUGUUGAUGCGAUUGCUGUCACAAAACCCGACGAGUAGAUGCUUCGCGACACCGUUUUACGUGAACCCUCGACGAGAUUCGAUGCUUGAGGUGGUGGAACUCACAGUGGACCCCGUCCAUUCGCCGAUGCGGGCGUGGUACGAGCGCGGUGUCUGUCUCGUCGCCUGGUCCGAGGCGGAACGUUGA
Messenger RNA from Trypanosoma cruzi, 4514 nucleotides. Its product is annotated as dynein heavy chain, cytosolic, putative. The annotation marks the transcript as partial. Gene Ontology annotation, cellular component: cytoplasmic microtubule; cell cortex; cytoplasmic dynein complex. Gene Ontology annotation, molecular function: minus-end-directed microtubule motor activity; dynein intermediate chain binding; dynein light intermediate chain binding. The transcript has a single exon. The record is from RefSeq and is a predicted model, not a curated record. Gene Ontology annotation, biological process: establishment of spindle localization; cytoplasmic microtubule organization; minus-end-directed vesicle transport along microtubule. Lineage: Eukaryota; Euglenozoa; Kinetoplastea; Trypanosomatida; Trypanosomatidae.